CUAUGUUUCAACGCCAUAGUUUAAGCAUGACAUCAAAUUACAAACCAAAGUGCUUGUUUACUCUGAGUUUGUGAAUUGUUAAGCAACGAAACUACAAUUUCAAGUGGAUCUAAACGUAAUUGUAUUUAUUAGUGCCUAAGUAAUUACGUGUACGUUAGAAAAUGGCUAAGCAUCAUCCUGAUUUGAUCUUCUGCAGAAAACAACCAGGUGUCGCUAUUGGAAGAUUGUGCGAGAAAUGUGACGGUAAAUGUGUGAUAUGCGAUUCGUACGUGCGACCGUGCACUCUUGUCAGAAUUUGCGACGAAUGCAAUUACGGGUCCUAUCAGGGUCGAUGCGUUAUCUGCGGUGGACCCGGCGUCUCGGACGCAUAUUAUUGCAAGGAAUGCACGAUCCAAGAAAAAGAUAGGGACGGUUGUCCGAAAAUCGUGAAUCUCGGAAGUUCGAAGACGGAUCUAUUCUACGAGAGAAAGAAAUACGGAUUCAAAAGAAGAUAAGAGCUGGUGCGGUUUGUCAUUUGUACGAUACGAUUAUUUUUACGAGCUUUGAAUAAAUCAUUUUCUCCGUGAGCAAAAUCUUUUAAUCCGACUGUGUAACUGAGGCAAGUAAAUUUUCGAUUGGAAAAUUUUCUAGACGCGCAUCUAUUGAUUUUAUUAUAUAGUUUUUGAUAAAAACAAUGUUGCUGGAACGUUCUUGUACAUAAAAGUUAAGGAUUCAAGCUUUUAUCUUACUUCUGUAAUUGUGUGCACUGGUACAUAGCUGUAGUAAACAAUCGUCGUACUUAAAAUUAAGGGUCCUUUAAAGCUUCAGAUUUUUCUCAUUGAAAGACUGAUCAAUGUUUCAUUAAUUAAUGUGAUUAUUAACAGUAAUGUUAACAGUGAUAUCAUCUUUAUUUCACACCACCUACCCAUUUACCACCCAUUCCCCCCGUUAAUGGACUCUAUGUACAAUUACUGCGUACUAUGGUGUAAGCCGAAGAUACAUGUUCCUUAAAGUCUCCGUCUAUAUUGUUAAGAAGCGAUAAUAGGAGAAAAUAUUCAGAUAUUUUGGAGCACCGUUAUAAAAACCCUUAGAUCUACAAUAGUGUGCGUUGUAUAUGUUAAUAUUACCUCUGGGACACGAACAUGCAACAAAGAAUGUUACAAACACAUCGGUCGAUGGGAAGUUGAAUACAAUUUUUGUUAUGCUGUAAAUUUUAUUUCUUCCUUGUUGCAUGCUGUCUAGACUCCAUUUUAAUCGCUAAGCUGGGGGAAGAAUACAAUAUUUGAAAUAUUUCGAGCGAUACAGUUACAAAAAACCAGAACCAAAAGGAUUUCGUUACCUUUUUACAUUCCCCCAAAAAUAUUUCCGUCGUGGAUUUUAUUUGUUAUAAACUUUAUCGGUCUUGAAAAUAAUCAUUUGCUUACCUAAAAACACUCUCUUUACACUGUCGAAACUAGUCUCGUUUGCUAAGUUCUCCGCACGUACAAAAGAAGCGAUCAUAAAUGAAUCUUCUAUGUACACUAAGGCCAAUAAAGGAACAGUUUAAACUCUACGAGUCGCUUUUGCGACAGAUAUGUUUCUUUCGUUUAAAUUUACACGUGAUGAAAAAUUACUUUAUAGAGUUCAUUAUUUUAAAACGUCCAAAAACAAAAAAAAAUCUCAAGUAAUUAUUUGCUUGAUUUUUACAGGUGUCCACGUAGUCCGCAGAAUCAUAAUUUAUUCCGAAAAACGACUGUGAGUUGCAUACUUCUCAGAUCAUUGUUCGUUCGAAUUAAUUUUGUUAACGAAGUCUAACGUUCUUUUGUCUCUUUUUUUGGACACAGGCUAUCGUAGCCAAUUUUUCACUUAGGCCACUGCCAUUGGCGUUGUCAUUCGAACUGCCCGCAAUCGGAGAAAACAAUUUUUCUAAUUGAAUUGAAAAUAAAUCAUGAUCAAACCGAAUCAAUCAUUGUUUGUCGUAUUGUGAGUCGGAACAUAUAUUAUUGGUAAGUAUUACGCGAACCUUACUCGUUUAUCCUUAUAAGAUAGUCGAUAAAUCAAUAUUGUUAAUGUGAAUACUUUCAAUAAAAAUUAACAAGCA
Molecule: messenger RNA, 2059 nt
Organism: Megalopta genalis
Lineage: Eukaryota; Metazoa; Arthropoda; Insecta; Hymenoptera; Halictidae
Gene: Phf5a
Product: PHD finger protein 5a
Biological process (GO): mRNA splicing, via spliceosome
Source: RefSeq, a predicted model, not a curated record